AUGAUGCUUUUUAAGUUCUCCCUCCUUUUUUUGUCUGCAAUAAGCGCCAUUGUUUCGGCAGUUGCCGUGAAGCGAGCCCCAGGUGGAGUUGUCAAAAAAGCUGGUGAGCCUGUUGUGAUCGACCCCAAGGGCGAUUAUCUCCGUGUCAGCUUCAUGAACGACGGCAGCCUCAUAGGAGGAUACACCGCUAUUCAAGACAACGGGGAGAAUGUUCUGAAGACUGUUCGCUCAGUUGACGGGGGUGCGUCGUGGCAAUACCUCGGUGAAGUCUUCCGUGGACCGCGCGCUAAGCAUGAUAUCAACAACGCAAUGCCCCUACAGCUGCCGAAUGGGCGGGUCCUGUAUGCCUACCGAAACCAUGACCGUACAGGGGAUGACCUCCACUACACCUACUUCCGCAUCUCCAUCUCAUAUUCGGACGAUGGUGGCGUGAACUUCAAGUACCUCUCAACCGUGGAGGAGAAUGUUCCUGUUGCCAACACGGCCAGUGGUUUGUGGGAGCCCUUCCUCCGCCUGGCUAGGGAUGGAACUCUCCAGUGCUACUACUCAGCUGAGAACAAUGGCGAAGAUCAGGACGGUUUUAUGAAGUAUUCCAAAGAUAGGGGUGCCACCUGGUCAAACUGGAUUGCCGUCUCCGGAGGGGACGUUACCUCGAGAGACGGCAUGAUUGGCGUGGCGCCCAUCGACAACGAUGGUAACCUGAUUGCGGUAUUCGAAGAGACCCAGACUGGCUCCUUCCAAGUCUCAUACGUCCUUUCCCACGACGAUGGUUACACCUGGGGCCAGCGUGGCAAACUAUAUACGGCCCGAAACGGAGGCAUUGCCGGUGCACCCCAGGUCUACAAUGUCUGGGGCACACUGGUGGCAAGCUUCAUGACGAACGAGGAUAGGGCAGGCACGAGUGGCUAUGAUGGGGCGCAGAUGAAGGUCAUCACCAGCACGGAUGGCGCCAAGUCGUGGAGCGCUGGCACCGUCACCGGCGAGGUGGCUUCGCACUGGCCGGGCGUAUUCAACGUGGACCCGACACACUUCCUGGCGCUCUACUCGAAGGAUGGGCUUGGGAUUGUGACUCAGCGGUACGAGUUGACGAACUAG
This is a messenger RNA of Clonostachys rhizophaga, 1095 nucleotides long. NCBI's taxonomy places the organism in Eukaryota, Fungi, Ascomycota, Sordariomycetes, Hypocreales, Bionectriaceae. The record is from the annotation of a GenBank genome assembly.